CCACCCGUAGACGGGAAACCGAAGCUACGUCAAUAAAUAAAAGCAAAACCCAAAUGUACCCUGCAAUUAAUAGAAUACCCGUGCCCUCGUGCCCAUUUCUUCAGUCAAAAACCUUCCAACUGAGGGGUCUUUCGGUCUAUCAAAUCGGAACUGGCGCGUCCCUCACUGUUUGCCCCAGUGACCGACCUCGACGACGGCAGCUUAAGAUCUCCGCCGGCCGCCGAGGCGGGAUCCCCGUCUCGGUGCCGGUCGCUUCCUUCCUCCGAGGCGAUCGCCCCACAUCGGGGCAGCUCGGUGUCUCGUCGAAGAUGGCGGCGGCGGAGGCGGUGGGAAAGCGUGGCGCGGCGGUGAUGGUGGCCCUGACAGCGGCGGCGGCUGCGGUCGCUUUCUUCUUCGGCUCCGCCGUCAAGGCCUCCACCAUCGAGGAGACCUUCGUCAAGGAUACCGUGUCGUCCCACGAUAUCGUCAUCUUCUCCAAGUCCUAUUGCCCGUAUUGCAGAAGAGCAAAAGCUGUUUUCAGAGAAUUGAACAAGGUCCCACAUGUUGUUGAGCUGGACCAGAGAGAAGAUGGAUCAAAUAUACAAGAUGCCUUGGCUAUUAUUGUAGGGAGGCGGACUGUCCCGCAAGUGUUUAUCAAUGGAAUGCACUUAGGUGGCUCUGAUGAUAUCGUAGAAGCACAUGAAAAUGGUAGGCUUGCAAAGCUUCUUGGUAUUGAUGGAAGUGAUGACCUCUGAAUCCUCCAAGCUGAGAGCAUCUAUCAUUCUCUUUCCCAAUUGUAUUGCGUGUGAUUGGAAGCACUGAAUGUUCUGCUGCAUUUGUUGUUGAUAUUUAAAUGUGUUGAAUCAAACGCAACACACUCAGUAUUGGAAAUCUAUGUUCUUUUUUAGCAGACUCAUGAAGCUACAUUCUUCCUCUGUUUCGGUCUUACCAGUUGGAACCUGAACCAUCUGUUGGAUCAAACAACAGUUAGCUGAUUGCUCUGAUAUCUUUGAGCUUCAAUACAACCAUCUCAUAGAUAUAAUUGCUUCUGGAUUUAGUUAAACCAGAUCACUGGACUAUUCAAA
Phoenix dactylifera (date palm) is the source of this 1064-nucleotide messenger RNA. RefSeq names its product glutaredoxin-C8-like. NCBI's taxonomy places the organism in Eukaryota, Viridiplantae, Streptophyta, Magnoliopsida, Arecales, Arecaceae. The record is from RefSeq and is a predicted model, not a curated record. Gene Ontology annotation, cellular component: cytoplasm. Gene Ontology annotation, molecular function: glutathione disulfide oxidoreductase activity. Gene Ontology annotation, biological process: cellular response to oxidative stress.